AUGGACCUUGCCUACGAUCAUAUUCAAGAGGAAGCUCUCGCGCCGGAAAAGAAGCUCGAACGAAACGAAAAACAGCCUGAAACCACUCUCAAUUCAGAUUUCCAGGAAGCAUACAAGGCCAUCUCCUCUAGUCCAUGGGGUGCCAAGCUUGGUGGCUUCUUUGGAAGCGUCGUUAAACAGGGCGAGGAAGUCUACAAGGAGGCGCAAAAAGAACUCAGUGAAGUAGGGGAAGAAGCAACCAAAGGCCUAACAGGACUCCGAUCAACGUUAAUCAGUAGAACAAAAGGUUUCUCUCUUCGAAUACCUUCGCCAUCAAUUGAUGCCCCUGAAAAUAGUGGCCUUGAGGAGAAAGAGAUACAAGCUGAGGAAGUGCUUACGCCGUCCGGGGGUGUGCUCGCACGACUUCGUUCUGAAGCCUCUAAACGACUGAAGAAAAUUGAAGAGGCAGAGGAUGCCGCCGACGAAGCACUAUUGAAGUUUGGUACUAAUAUUAGAAAUCUUUUCCGUGAUGCUAUAACUAUCGCACCACCAUCCGAAUUAUCAGAAGGGCAACAAGACUCUGUUAAAUUCGAAAGCAAGGAUGCUUCGGGCAGAAGAUUUAUUCAUACAACUCGUUUCGACGCUCAACUUCAUGUCAUCCACACAUCAUCAGAAAGCUUUACCCAGAACUCCCCGAGCGAUGAGUACAACGAGUGGGCUAAAAAAUUCGAUGUAGAGAGUCAGACAGAAGCUAUCAGCAAAGAUUUAGACCUUUAUGUAGAAUUAAGAGGCCUGAUGGAGAAAUUAGUCCCGGACACGAUUUCGUAUACAGAUUUUUGGACUCGAUACUACUUCUUAAGACAUAGCAUUGAGACUGCUGAAGCCCGUAGGAAAGACCUACUCAAGGGAGCUGCUGCUUCUGCAGAAUUAGAAGUUGGAUGGGACGAAGAUUCAGAUGAUGAAAAGGAUGCGAAAACUGAAGUUAAGCCCGUUAAAGAGUCAAUUUCAGCUCACUCCUCUGCUACUAUUCUCCCAGGAAAAUUCCCUGUUGGACCACGGCUUCUAAAUGCUGAAGAGUCUCGCUGUUCGCAAGAUGAAAAGUCCAUUGCUGACAGUGAAGCAAGCUACGAUGUUGUGGGUUGUGCAUCAGCUGCUCCAAGCAACGCUGCUGGCAGCCCCAAGCUGGAUAAAGAUGAAGAGAGCGAAGAAGACUGGGAAUAG
Messenger RNA from Blumeria graminis f. sp. triticale, 1200 nucleotides. The record is from the annotation of a GenBank genome assembly. NCBI's taxonomy places the organism in Eukaryota, Fungi, Ascomycota, Leotiomycetes, Helotiales, Erysiphaceae.